GAUAACGCAAAUGGUGUUUCUUACAUCUGACCGAAAUUGGUCUUCAAACCAUAAAACUAUCAAGCGAGUUCGACCACUUUGCAGAUGCUAUGCCGCUUUAUCGGAAAAUACAUCAAGACUCUCAAGGUGGUGGAUCGGUGCCGCUUUGCCAGAAGCGCAAAGAGUCAUUCAUGUACUGAACUCUUUUAAGUUUUCAAGGCGCUACAGUCUUACAUCGACUCUGUUCACAAGGCAAUAUGUCAACUCGCAUUGAGCUCAUCCUUGGCGCAGGCUCGUUCGGUAAACCCGGGCCCAAGUCCAAUGGUGCUCGCGUUCAUACGGUAGAACAGUGUCGAGAGAUGGUGGAUGCAUUUGUUCGCUAUGGACACAAGAAGAUCGACACGGCCCGCAUAUAUGGUGGUGGGACAUCUGAAGAGUUCCUGGGAGAGAUCGACGUGAAAGGCUGCACCGUAGACACCAAAGUUUAUCCUAUGCAGCCUGGAGAUCACGCGCCAGCAAGGCUGCGGGCAAUUUUCCGGGAGUCGAUCAAGGCUCUCAAUGGGCAGAAGGUUCAUACGCUAUACCUCCACGCUGCAGAUAGAAGUGUUCCUUAUGAGGACACGUUGAGAGAAGUGAAUGAAAUGCACAGGGAAGGCCUUCUAGAGGAGUUUGGCUUGAGCAACUUUUAUGCCUGGGAGGUUGCCGAGAUCGUUGGCAUUGCGAAACGCAACGACUGGAUUGGCCCUACUGUCUAUGAAGGGUGUUACAACGCUGUCGAACGCACAGUAGAAACGGAACUGCUUCCCUGCCUUCGUCAUUUUGGCAUCAGGUUCUACGCGUACAGCCCGCUGUGCGGAGGACUACUGGUAGGAAAGCUCCUUAAUGAAACGGACCUACGCAACAGCACGGGAGGCCGAUGGGAUCCUAAAGUCACAGAUCUCGCGCCUACACUCCACCGGAUAUAUGCCCCACUCUUGCCCGUGCUCAAAGAGCUAAAAGAAGCAGCAGAAAAACACGGCAUACCCCUUCCUGAAGUCGCCCAACGGUGGCUUCAGCAUCACAGCUUGCUCCAGCCCGGAGAUGCGGUUAUACUCGGAGCAGGCAGCGCUUCGCAGCUGGAAGACAAUAUGAAGCAGUGCGAGGGUGGUCCACUAUCCGAGGAUGUUGUCGAUAUGGUGAAUGAGGCUUGGGCGAAGGCAAAGGCCAACGCUUCUUAUUAUGCUUGGUGAAAUUCAAGAACCGUUGGGAGCUUUACGCCAUGGGCACUCCCGCUGCACGGACUUCAAAAGAGGAUAUAUGUAACAUUAGUUGCAAGUCUGAAUCCGUGACUAUACUGAAAAUGCUCUGUAGUACUGCAAUGUAAACCCGUUGAAAAAGGCGUCUAUGAUGCAGCGCUACGGAGUACUCGGAAUAAUGUAAUGAUCUUUGGAAUUU
Serpula lacrymans var. lacrymans S7.9 is the source of this 1413-nucleotide messenger RNA. RefSeq lists its product as uncharacterized. The coding region runs from base 237 to 1208 and encodes 323 amino acids. NCBI's taxonomy places the organism in Eukaryota, Fungi, Basidiomycota, Agaricomycetes, Boletales, Serpulaceae. The record is from RefSeq and is a predicted model, not a curated record. The transcript is spliced from 12 exons.